Parastagonospora nodorum SN15 is the source of this 1059-nucleotide messenger RNA. RefSeq lists its product as hypothetical. The record is from RefSeq and is a predicted model, not a curated record. Lineage: Eukaryota; Fungi; Ascomycota; Dothideomycetes; Pleosporales; Phaeosphaeriaceae. Bases 1 to 1059 code for a protein of 352 amino acids. The transcript has 3 exons.
AUGUCCCCGUUCUUCCCAUACCGCAACAUGGCAGGCCAAGCUCGAAAUCCACCUUCCCCAGGCGCCCAAACGCAACACAGGAUAGACAGCGGAGUUAGCAUGCCGCCGCCAAAAUAUGAGCGAUACCAGUACUAUUCGCAGAACUCACUAAAGGAACGAAAACGCAUUCUAGCCAAGUGCGAGCGAGAACUCGCCCAAAAGCUCGACUUUCGUCAGCACCGAAUCUUUAUCAAGUACGCACCCGUUCCAUGUGGGAGAUCACUGCCUUGGGCGCCGGCGACGCCGGAGGGGAAGAAGAAUAAGAGGAAGAAGAUGGGUGCGUUUGAGGGCGAUGUGCAAGAGAAGAUUAGCCAUUUUGAUAGAUUGUCGCUGGCGAGGAGGGGGAGCGAGGGGGAGGAGGAGGCUGGGUGGAGUUUCUGCGCGGAGAGCGUGACGACGUUUAAUUCAGUGGGAGAUGGGGAGGAUAUGGGUAUGAGGGUGGUGUCGCCUGGCGUGUCGGUGGCGACGUUUAACACGGCGGAAGAUGGGGAGUAUGGACAGCGCCGCAUGGUUACGCCUGGCAGGUCUGUCGCGACACUGGAUAUAGCCACAGACGGCGCGUAUGGACGUGGAUCGAGCAGAGCUGUUGUGCGAGACGGCGAGGAACGGCCUGCCAUCAUCGUUCCGCAUGACGAGGCGAAAAGAGAAGAAAAGUCGUUGCUGCUGAAUGGCUUGUUCCGUUGGCCGGGGGAGAGUCGUCUGCCGGCGGCGACGGUGCCGGUGCCGGUGCCGGUGCCGAAUAGACUCAAUGUCAAGCCGCUUUGGGGCAGGAAGGAGGUGCUUGAGUUUGAGAUGCAAGAGAAGAGAAAGAUGGAGUGGUAUAUGCCCGCUGUGGAGAAGGUGGCGGGUAAAACUCCUGCUGGGGUGAAGAUUGCGAGGAGUACUCCCGCUGUGAAGACGGCGAGGGAGACUCUUGCUGCGGAGAAACGUCUACCAACUCUCUCGCAUCACAAGAGAAGAUCUGGAAGCUCAAAGGCGCCGUCGACGGAUGUGGUGGCUGGACACGUGCAUCCGACAUAG